AUGUCGGCUAGUGCUGCCUUUUAUCGAGGCGGCACCUCGAAGGGAGUCAUCUUCGAAGACAGUGACCUGCCAACGUCCAACCGGGACCGUGAGCAUCUCUUCAGCUCUUGCAUAGGGUCUCCCGAUCCAUAUGGAAGGCAGUUGGACGGGAUGGGAGGGGGCAUAUCAUCACUCAGCAAAGUUUGUAUCGUCAAGCGAAGUGAACAACAUGAAGCCGAUGUCGAGUUUACCUUUGUCCAGGUCGGCGUCAAAGAUGGGAUCCUGGAUACCGGCUCAAAUUGUGGAAAUAUGGUGUCCGCAAUCGGACCUUUUGCACUAGAGAAGGGAAUGCCAAGCACGAUCGAUGAACACGGCCGAGCGACUGUCAGGAUCUUCAACACGAACACGAACAAGAUGAUACACUCGCAUUUCCCUACGAUCGACGGACUAGCUGACGUCGAUGGUGAUUUCGAGAUGGACGGUGUGCCCGGCACAUCAGCCCAGAUUCAGCUAGAUUUCAUUAAUCCUGGAGGAUCUCGCACGGGAAAGCUGUUGCCGACCGGAAAUGUCGUGGACGAGCUGCAGAUACCAGGUGCUGGCUCGAUCCCGGUCACUCUGGUAGACUGUGCCAAUCCCGGAGUGUUCAUCGCGGCAGAGACUUUGGGGCUCGAUGGGUCGAUCUUGCCGGACGAACUGCAGUCCAAGCCAAAGACCCUGGAGAUACUCACUGCCAUUCGUCGAGCUGCCGGGAUCCGGAUGGGCGUAUUCGCGGACGAGAACGAAGCCCGCAAAAUUCGGAGCGUACCCAAGGUCUGCAUCAUCUCGCCAACCCGACGACACACCUUGCUUUCCGGUCAGACAAUCGAAGCUCAGGCCGCCGACGUGAUCGUGCGGACAAUCUCCUCGGAAGAUCCUCAUCGAGCGAUCCCCAUCACCGCAGCCAUCUGUGUAGCUGCAGCGGCCAAUAUGUCGGGCUCGGUAUUCUCUUCAGUGUUCCCUGGAGGGAAGCCACCUGCAGGUCAGGCUAUCAGAAUAGCGCAUCCGUCAGGGACCAUCGCUGUUGAUGCAGACCUGAAUAUCGACGAGGAUGGGUCGAUGAUCGCCCGGUCCGGGACUAUAUACAGGACAGCUAGAAAGUUGUUUGACGGAAAGGUCUACUAUCGAUCCCAGACGGCGUCCUGA
Molecule: messenger RNA, 1161 nt
Organism: Filobasidium floriforme
Lineage: Eukaryota; Fungi; Basidiomycota; Tremellomycetes; Filobasidiales; Filobasidiaceae
Product: PrpF protein
Exons: 3
Coding region: 1-1161 (386 amino acids)
Source: RefSeq, a predicted model, not a curated record